Messenger RNA from Lytechinus variegatus (green sea urchin), 3131 nucleotides. RefSeq names its product cholinesterase 1-like. The coding region runs from base 330 to 2153 and encodes 607 amino acids. Gene Ontology annotation, molecular function: acetylcholinesterase activity. Lineage: Eukaryota; Metazoa; Echinodermata; Echinoidea; Temnopleuroida; Toxopneustidae. Gene Ontology annotation, biological process: acetylcholine catabolic process; choline metabolic process. Gene Ontology annotation, cellular component: plasma membrane. The transcript has 9 exons. The record is from RefSeq and is a predicted model, not a curated record.
UACAAUAUGACGCAAUAUACCGUCCACCUUGUGCUCUACAUAAGCUUAAGAUAAAAAAGGCGAAAAUAUAUUAAUCAAAGGGAUUUCUGAACAAAGGGGAACAACUUCCUUAAAUGGAGUGAGGACGGGUCUCGCCUUGCUUGCGAAUUAACUAGAGUCCUGAUUUUGUUCAUUUUAAUUAUACUUUAAUAUUGCGUAAUGUGUUUAUAUAUAGGACUACACCGGUAAUAUCUUCGCCGAUAUCCUUUAGUUAAAUACAAAGCUCGUCGCGUAACUCGGGUGAUUUCAUACAUUCACUACAGGAGAGGUGCUGCUAUACGGUCCUGAAAAUGGCCCCGCAAUCCUUUUACAUUUAUCUCGCCAUCAUCAUCGUUGUUGUGCCAGCUGGAAAUGCUGACGUGACCGAUGAUGACGAGCGACUCGUUGUCCAGACUUCGACAGCUACUUUCCGCGGUAAACGAAUCGAAGUCAAUCCCUAUCUCCUACCCAACUUCCAAGGGAGUGCAGCGGCAUACACCCGCAUCCCCUAUGCUCAACCACCAGUUGACGAGUUACGCUUUCGUCGCCCCGUGCCGGUGGUCAUCGAAGGCGAGUUCGAUGCAACACGGGUUUCAGUGGCCUGUGCUCAGGCUAUUCAACCACCUUUUGUUAUAGACAUGGAAAGUUCGGAAGAUUGUCUUACUGUUGAUGUUUUUGUUCCUGAACCCAAGCCAUCGUCUGCUGCUGUAAUGGUUUGGAUCCAUGGAGGAGGAUAUAGUGUGGGAGCUGGUUCGAUCCCAGGUUCUUUACCAGUGCCAUUGGCAGUCAUGAAUGACGUCAUAGUAGUUACUGUCAAUUAUCGUCUCAAUGUCUUCGGUUUCCUCUCGUUGGGAGAAGAUGACGUGAGCGAAGCUAACGUAGGAAUGCUAGAUCAGCGACAGGCCUUGGUUUGGGUCCAGGAAAAUAUCGCAGCAUUCGGUGGAGAUCCCAGCAGAGUAACAAUCUUCGGAGAAAGCGCCGGUGGGAUGAGUGUCAGUUUUCACGUCCUAUCACCAAUGAGCAAAGGCCUUUUCUCAGGAGCUAUCUUUCAGAGCGGUGUACUGACAAGUCAAUGGUCCUAUUCCACGGAGGCUGAGGGUGAAGAAACGGUUUUCUUGUUUGGACGAGCCCUGAACUGCUCUCAAGAGAAUUACAAGGAACUCGUUCAAUGCCUUCGAGAAAUUCCAGCUGAUGCUAUUGUCGAUUUCAUAGCAACGAAUCCAAUGGAAAUGUUCACCAACCCACCUCGACCUGUUGUCGAUGGUGCGUUCAUACCACGUGACCCAAGAGAGAUGUACGCUGCAGGAGAGGUGAACCAAGUCACCGUCAUGACUGGAUGUCUAUCAGAAGAAGGAAACAUGUUCAUCAUGCCUCCAGAUUUAGGACUAGAGAACCCCGAGCGACCCGUCUUCAACAGGACUUCUUUUGAAGGAGUCAUUUCGAUGUUUAUGAAAUCCAGUGAUGAGCUAUUGAUGGAUACAGCCACAACGGUUUACAUGAAACCUGAAGAGAUGGUGAAAGCAGAACCCGAGUACUCGGAUGUCGCCGCUGAUUUCAUGGGCGAUUAUUUCUUCGUUUGCCCCAAUUUCUUGGCAGCAGACCAGCUCUCAGAUGCUGGCAUUACCACCUACAGUUACAUGAUGACCCACAGACCUUCUGUUUCAAUGUGGGGAAAACAGAUCGAAUGGUUAGGAGCAACCCAUGGUGAAGAUCUUCCUUAUACUCUCGGGAAUCCAUUCAUGUUAGAAUCAUUGGAUCCGGAACAUAAUCUAUUCUUGAUUGGUCUCUUCAAUGAACAAGAAGUAGAGAUGGCCAUUCAAAUCAUGAAGUACUGGUCAAACUUUGCAAAGACAGGGAAUCCCAAUCUUUCAUGCAAAGAAAGCAAGCCAGAUCCAAAUUAUCCGUUAUGGGAAACUUAUUCAAAGGAAAUCAAAAGUUACAAGGAACUUUCAAUGACUUUUGAGAAUCGUCAAGGUAUACCCAAUCCUCAGAGUUGUAUGUUCCAGAAUCAUCUCCUACCUAAGCUGCAGAAAAAUGCAGCCGAAUUGGCCCGACUAAAUUCUCUUUUAGAAGAAAAGGUGGUGGCUGAUAGUGGAAAGACUUGUGAAGAUCCCGAUUCCUGCCCGGAGGAAUAGAUAGCUUGAUAUACAACGUCAUAAACUGGGUCAUCAGAAUCAACUGCAAUUUUAUUUUUGUGUAGGAUUUACUAUACAAAAUUCUAUGCUUACUUAAUAGGCAUUAAUAAAAAAAAAUGUAUCAAAUAAAGAAUGAUUGAUUUAGAAACGAUCAUUUGGGAUAAGCAUUUAUUAUUAUUGGAAUUCUUGAACUUCAAUAAUUUUAGGGAUUGUUUGCACAAAAGUUUUCAGGUUUUUUUAAUAUAUCAACGCUUGAUCACCACUGAUUACGACAUUCCUUAUUCUGUUGAUGUGUUUUCCGUUCAUAUCAUCAUUCAAUUGUAGUUGAAAAAAAGUCUUCAUUCCUUCACUCUUAAAAGGAUUGGUCAAAGAAACCAGCCUACUGAUAAAUGUGCCGUCGAUUAAAUACAUAUCGGCUCAUUUGACCAAUCCCUUUAUGAAAAUGUUACUAAUCCCAUUUUCAAGGAAGAAUAGUUUGCUUCUGAUGAAAUGAGCUGUAUAUCUCUGACUGAAGAAUACUCAAUUAACUUUGAACUUUUUCUAGACGAAAUGGAAGCCAAUGAUUAUCUGAAAAGUUGACAAAUAAUCGAAUUUCACCAUAACCAGUGCUAUAUGUGAGAGUAUCCAUCAGGCAGACCCCGUGGGUGUCCCAGCGCAGUGGCAUGUGACAAAAGAACACCAUGCCUCCUUGCCAAAAUAAUUCUAACCGAUAUGGUGGUACCCUUAUACCAUAGCUCUAUGCUUAUACCACUUAUAUUUAUGCUCUGCCUUACCUGCCUAACCUCAAGGGUUUUAAUAAUGAUGGAAAAAGCAGGAGAAUCGUUCACCUACAUUGACAAAGCUACUAAUUGCAUUUCGAUAUUUGGCAAUACCCCCCUCUAUAAUAAGUGUACCACAUUUUAAUUCUGAUUACAUUUUAUACAUCUUUUCUAGUGGAAUAUACUUGAUUAUAAAUGAAUUUGAUUGUAUUCAAUUGAA